AUGCAGCUGCCGAAGAACGAGUCAACAUUCCUGCUCUACCUGAUGGAGAGAGGGACGAAGAUCGGAAGCAGCGCGCUGUCGAAGAUCUCGGCGGCGUAUCAAGCGGCAAACGAUGGGAUUUCCAAGAUUGGAGCGGCUUUCGUGGCGGACGUCAUCAAGAUGAAGAGAAGGCUCGAGAUUCCGUUGAAAAAGAAGCCAGUCGAGGUGACUUUGGAGGAUGUCGAAAAGAUCACACAGUUGGCGAUGCAGUCAAACAGUCCGGCGGGCGAUCGGGAUGCCUUGCUGGCGAUUCUGUCGUUCCAUGUGAUGUUGAGGGCGUCUGAGGCGGCGGAGAUCAAGUGGGACGGUGUCACUCAAACAGGAGAUCUGAUCGAGGUAAUCGUUGAUAAGGCGAAGAACGAUCAGAUGGCUCUGGGACGUCGAUCGUACUUCAACUACAAACCGGGCAGCGACGCGGACAUUCUGAUGUGCAGGUGGCGACUCAGAAGCAAGAAGAAGACGUGCGAGUACGUGUUUUCGAACUUGGAGGGAUCCAAACGUCUGUCGAAGCAAUCGAUCUCGGCCCUGGCUUCGAAGAUGCUCAAGGCGAUCGGGAAAACGGGAGCGACGCGCCACGGAUUCAGACGAGCUGGAGCGAACUACUUGCGAGCGAAAGGACUUUCGAUGGAGGAGGUGCGGUGCAGAGGACGUUGGAGAUCAGCAGAGGGACUACAGAGGUACUUGAAGGACAUCCCGGAAGCCAAAGCAUGCAAUUCAACGGACAACGGAGCUGGAAGGGAAGCGGACGAGUCCGAAUCGGACGAAGAAUGA
Molecule: messenger RNA, 810 nt
Organism: Caenorhabditis sp. 36 PRJEB53466
Lineage: Eukaryota; Metazoa; Nematoda; Chromadorea; Rhabditida; Rhabditidae
Source: the annotation of a GenBank genome assembly